AUGUUCAAGCUGCACGCCGAGUUGGAAUUGGAUGAUGAGGAACAAGAACUCGUUCAGCGCUAUCGGCUGUCAAACGUCGCGUUGGUGGUGAGCGAUCCGCUGGACGAUCUGCGGCAAGCCUUCCGACCGGCGCUGUUCUUGGGGAUCGUGACUUUUGCCGUCGUGUGGUUUCUGCAGGCACUGAUGACGGCUGUCGGAGUAUCCGGGCUCGUCGUGCUGGUCAUGACCAUUAUCUAUUUCCGGACGCUGCGAGAGCAGAUCAUAUUGUCCAAUCUCACCGAAGGCGGGCGGACCUUUUAUUGCGACAGCGUCGUCACCCUGAUCCACAAGCAAGCCUAUCUUGAACGCAUCUGCAGCUAUCUCCGGCAGGUCCUUGAGAGCGCCAAAAACUGGGACGAUCGCGAACGGCCGUUCUGGAAAGCAGCUUCCUUGUCGUUUGAUCCCAUCUAUCGCGGCUGGGGCCUGCGCUCCGAGACGGCCCGGCGCCUGAAGCAAGCCAUCACCCGCUUCGGCCUGUCUCGCGAGGCGCGGCAGGUGGCCGAGCUGGCCGAUCGUGUCGCCGCCGAGUGCCACGCGUUUGGCUUUGAUACCGAGAAUGGCCAGCACGUUCUGGCCGAGACGAUCGCAUCCGAUGUCCUUGGUCGGUUUGUUGAUGAUGAAGAUCAGGUUCAGCACCUGCCGCUCUUUAGAACGCUAACGGACUGUCUGCGCGAGUUGAUCAUCACCGAGCGCUGGUUCGCGCUGCCGCACGAGACGGUCGCGGGGGUAACGCCGGCGCGCAGCGAGCUGUGGGAGCUUGAGGAUGGGCUGAAACGCACCGCGUGUAUCCUCGCGGACUUUGAUGCGGCUAUGGCGGCCAUCGCCGAUCUGUUUGCCGUCUCCCUCGCCCCCAUCAUCAAGCAGGUGCCCGCUCUUCUGGCUGACCACAGCGACACCGAAGCCGGCGAUGUGCGGUUUCAAACAGUGCUGACCGAAACGCUGAGCGAACUCCCCGACAUCGUGGAGAGCAUGCUUCACGCUCCGUUUGCGCCGGAGUUCGCGGAACAGGACACGAUGCAGGCGUUGAGAGCACGGCUGCAAUACAAUCUGAUCCUGGCUUCAGGCGGCACACCCGAAGACCCGCGCGCCUUGGAAAAAGCCACGCGUUUCCCCACCAAGGCGCCGCCCAUGCCGCCGCGCACGCUGAUUGAGACCUAUCUUGGCGGCACAUCGCUUGCCGGCCUUUUUGAUGUCCGCGUGCCCAUCACCAUCCCGCAAGCCACGCGUUUUGAGCACCAGCACAUUGUUGCCGGGUCCGGUCACGGCAAGACACAAACGCUGCAGCAUUUCAUCCUGCACGAUCUUGGAGUCGUCGCUGCCGGCGAGGCAUCCAUCAUCGUCAUGGACAGCCAGAGCGAUCUUAUCAACACGAUCGCUGGUCUGGCUGAGUUCGCGCCCGGCGGACCGCUCGCCGACCGGCUGGUCUUGAUUGACCCAACCGACGUUGAAUGGCCGGUGGCCCUCAAUCUCUUUGAUUUCGGCCUUGACCGGAUUGAUCAGUACUCGCUGCUGGACCGCGAACGUCUCAUCAACGGGGUCCUGGAGCUUUACGAUUUCGUGCUCGGGUCAUUGCUGGAAGCGGGCAUGACGCAGAAGCAAAACGUCAUCUUCCGGUACAUCACCCGGCUCUUGCUCCAUAUCCCAAAUGCCACCAUCCACACCUUCAGGGAACUGCUGGAGGAUGGCGGCUUGGAUCGCUAUUGGCCCUAUGUGGACCAACUGACCGGUUCGGCCCGCGCCUUCUUUGAAACCGAGUUUGAAAGCCGCGAGUUCGUCUCAACGCGCCGGCAGGUGCUGCGCCGCCUUUACGGCAUCCUUGAAAACCAGACCUUUGAGCGGAUGUUCAGCCAUCCCAAGAGCAAGCUGGACCUCUUUGCCGAGAUGAAUGCCGGCAAGGUCAUCCUCAUCAACACCGCCAAGGAUCUCCUUAAGGAGAACGGAACCGAGAUUUUUGGCCGCUUCUUCAUCGCCAUGAUCGCCCAAGCCGCGCAGGAACGCGCCGUUCUCGCAAGGGAUCGGCGCUUGCCGACCUAUGUCUACAUUGACGAAGCCAACGACUAUUUUGACCGGACCAUCGGCACGAUCUUGAGCCAAGCUCGCAAAUAUCGGGUCGGCAUGGUGCUCGCCCACCAAUAUCUCGGGCAGCUGGACGGCAAGCUGCAUGAAGCCAUCGCCGCCAACACGGCCAUCAAGCUGGCCGGCGGCGUCUCAGCCAAGGAUGCCCGGGCAUUGGCUAUCGAGCUGCGCACCGAUGCCAGCUUCAUUGAGGCCCAGGACAAGCUUCAGUUCGCAGCGAUGGUGCGCGGCACGACCAAGCGCGCGGUUUCCAUAGCCAUUGAACCGGGCCGGAUGGAAGCGCAGCCCCGUCUCUCCGAGGAGCAACGCCACGCUCAGCGAAACGAGAUGCGGGCCGCCUAUGCCGUGCACUAUUCCACGCUGACGGCCAGUGUCGCCGACACCGAGCCAACCGAGGAGGAGACACCGGACCCAGAUGCCACCGACCAAGAGGCCGACGACGAUCACGAACCGAUGGAGUGGAGACUGGACUGA
This is a messenger RNA of Effrenium voratum, 2589 nucleotides long. NCBI's taxonomy places the organism in Eukaryota, Dinophyceae, Suessiales, Symbiodiniaceae. The record is from the annotation of a GenBank genome assembly.